CAAGUGUCACGAUAUUGUAGAAUGAGGAAACAAGAUGGCGGAUUCUGUGGAAGUAGAAAACAAGGUUGGCGAGCGCGAGGCGGACAGAACUGCCACAAUUUUGCAAGACACUGCAAAGGAUUACGCCGAGUAUGUCCUGGUCGAUCCCCAGAGGGAGAAGCAGCAACUAGAUGAAAAGAUAGAAGAAAUGCUAACGAGGCUGGAUGAAUUCUGCGCUGUUGUAGACAUGAUUCGCACAGAUUCCUCCCUGUCACUCAACAGAAGUCUUCCAGGCAUCCAUGCCAAAGCUCAGGAGAUCAGAGGCAUCUUCCAGCGUAUAGACCGACUUGAGGAGUUUGUGAGCGUGGUUCGUGACAAUGUCGCAGCUAUGGAAGAGGAAGUGAACGAGGUAGAACGAGAGCAAGGAACUCUUCACUCCAUCAAGAACCUGCUGAGUACCCUGCCCGUCUUCACCACGAAAAGAAGUUCAGGCCCAAAGCCCCCAAAGAAAUUCACACCGUUGGAGAUUUUCAAAACGUCUGAUUACAUCAAGGCUGAGCCCGAUGAAACACCACCAGUGCCGGAGGCAAAGAACGGAGACACAUGAUAUGAAUCAAAGGCACAAGUCUUGCCCUUCUUACAACUCAUUGUCUAAUUUCCCAACUCUUUUCCAUAAUGAUGCCACACAACCUCCUGCAGUUGUUCUGUCUAACCCACAGUGUCAGUGUUUGUAGACAUACAGCCAGCUGUCAAAAAGUUUCAGACCACCUGGAAUUUUGUCAGUAUUUCUGUCACUGGCCUGCAUUACAGUUUCUCAUUGAAUUGUUACAUUAUAUGUUUUAACGGUGGUCCAUAACAUCCGAGUAUUGCUAUGAGCCCAGUUCAGUGAAAUUUUUUGCAAAGGCAGGUUUUGUGUAACAUUUUGUCUUUAAUGCCGCCUGGUAAAGAUGCUAGUCAAAGUCAUCAGACACAGAAGAGGGCACACUAAAUAUUAGACUGGAUUCAUUGCAAAUCAUUGAAAUGUAACCAAGAUACCGAGGUUACACGUUGAAAAUGAACAUGAUUGCUAUGAUUUAUUGGUUCAAGUUUGGUUUCUCUUCAGGUUAAUGCAUUUUGUUGGGGGUGUCCCAAAGUUUUAGAAAUGACUGUAUAUACUAUGUGAUUCCACACAAUAACUGAAGGGCUGGACAUUUGCACCACAUUAAACCAGAUGGUGUAACGAAGUGCUGAGAAAAAAUGCAGUUUGGGGUCCUUGACGGAAACUUUGAAAUCAUGUGACAUACAUGUACACCCUAGCAUGGGGAAAUCCACAUGAUUUUAAUAAUCACUUCGUAAUGCAACAGGUACAUGAACAUUUUUUUUAAAAAUCAUUCCUUUCCAAAGAUGCAAAAUUGUUGCGACGUUUCAUAUCAUGUUUAGUUAAUGUGUACAAAAUUCUCACCUCCACACAGUUGAACAAAACCCACCCAUAAGAGACACCACCAGCCUCUUGUGUAGGGAAGUGAAAUCACUUGAAAAUACUUGUACAAUCAGUGUCACUUGGGACCUCAUUGGUGGAUUUGUGGCCAGGUCAAGAAGAUGUGACUAACAGAGUUAGCCUCAGUUCCUGUGUGCUCUCUGUGCAUCUCCCAUACCGUGUACAACUGUAUGGGUUUAUUUUGCAUGCGAAUGAGAGAAAAAAACUAGAUGAUUUUCCUCCUUCUGACAGUGUACUCAAAGAUACAAAGUUACGAAUGACUAUAAAUAAAUGAGAAUGGUAUCAACAGUUGGUUUACUCAUUUUUGUAUAUACAUGGUGUGCAGCUGUUGAGGCAUGAUUGGAGAGAUUAAUAUAAUCUUAAAAAAUUGUACAUUGAUAAUAAAUCUGCAAUUGUGAAUUGCUGUCAAAAUGAA
Acanthaster planci (crown-of-thorns starfish) is the source of this 1871-nucleotide messenger RNA. Its product is annotated as biogenesis of lysosome-related organelles complex 1 subunit 4-like. Gene Ontology annotation, cellular component: BLOC-1 complex. The record is from RefSeq and is a predicted model, not a curated record. NCBI's taxonomy places the organism in Eukaryota, Metazoa, Echinodermata, Asteroidea, Valvatida, Acanthasteridae.